Trichomycterus rosablanca is the source of this 1429-nucleotide messenger RNA. RefSeq names its product NACHT, LRR and PYD domains-containing protein 6-like. The coding region runs from base 77 to 1429 and encodes 450 amino acids. Gene Ontology annotation, biological process: intracellular signal transduction. The record is from RefSeq and is a predicted model, not a curated record. Lineage: Eukaryota; Metazoa; Chordata; Actinopteri; Siluriformes; Trichomycteridae. The transcript has 7 exons.
CCCAAACAUAGACAAGGAGAAGCUGCAGCAGCUGGUGUGUUUGUACUGAAGUGAAUCAUCUUGUUACUCCAGUGUGAUGGAGGGUACGAAACCAGAUUCACCUCAACCCAGCUGUGUCUCCAUGAAGAGCGAUCAGUCAAUAGAUCCUCCACAAAACUUUAAAGAUGGAGGAUGUUUUACUGAUCUGAGAACACAAAAGAAGAAAUUAAAUGUUACUUAUCAGUUGGAAUCCAUAUUUAAGGAACUGGAGCUCAAAGUCAUCAGCAUGUUAAAGAAUGAGCUAAACAAGUUCAAAAAGCUACUGAAUGAAGAUUACCCAGCAUGCUCUGAGCAGGAGGUAAAGGAUGUGGAAGAUCUGAGUAGUUUCAGAGAGGGGGCGCUAAAGAUCACGCUGAAUGUUCUGAAGCUCAUGAACCAGACAGACCUCGCUAACACCCUGCAGAGGAAACUAUUAAUCCCUGUAUAUCAGAAAAAACUCAAAUCCAAUCUGAGAGAGAAAUGUAAAAGAAUCUGUGAAGGAAUCUCCCAGCAUGGAAGCUCAGCACUUCUGAAUGAGAUCUUCACAGAGCUCUACAUCACAGAGGGUUGGAGUGAAGGCGUCAAUGAUGAACAUGAGGUCAGACAGAUUGAAGCUACAUCCAGGAGACCAGCAGUACAGGAGAUUCCCAUCAAAUGCACUGACCUCUUUAAAGACACGUCCAUUAGAACUGUGCUGACUAAAGGAAUCGCUGGAAUUGGAAAAACAGUCUCAGUGCAGAAGUUCAUUCUGGACUGGGCUGAAGGAAAAGCAAAUCAGGACGUUGUCUUCAUAUUUCCACUUCCUUUUAGAGAGCUAAACUUGAUGAAGCAGGAAAACCUCAGUCUGAUGGAACUUCUUCAUCAGUUUUUUCCAGAAGUGAAAGGAGAAGCCAAUCAGAUCACGACUGUCUGUGUAGCCCAGCUAACAGAGGUACGAGGGUUCAGUGAUCCUCAGAAAGAGACGUACUUCAGGAAGAGGAUCAGUGAUGAGAACCUGGCCAGUAAAAUCAUCACUCACAUGAAGUCAUCAAGAAGCCUCUACAUCAUGUGUCACAUUCCAUUCUUCUGCUGGAUCUCAGCCUCUGUUCUAGAGAGAAUUCUGGAUGGAGCCGAGGAGAAAAAGAUCCCCAAAACUCUGACUCAAAUGUUCACUUACUUCCUGAUCUUUCAGAUAAAACACAAGGAACAAAAGUACCAUGGGAAAUCUGACCCUGAUCCUCUUCAGACCAGUGAGACGAUACUGGCACUGGGAAAACUGGCCUUCCAACAGAUGGAGAAAGUAAACCUGAUCUUCUAUGAAGAAGACCUGACAGAAUGUGGCAUUGAUGUCAAAAACGCAUCAGUGUACUCAGGAGUCUGUACCCAGAUCUUCAUAAAAGAGGCUGGGCUGCACCUGGAAAUGUGCUGGUGA